AUGACUGCCGAAGGCUCGAUUCUCGUUACGGGGACCAAUGGGACCCUGGGUGCCAAGAUCGUUGCUACGAUCGUCAGCAACACCGCCAACGCCGCCAAGUAUCACGGCCUCUAUACUGUACGCAACGUCGACGGUGCCUCGAACCUCAAGUCUGUGCUCGCCAAGUCGCCCAAGGUGCACAAGCAUGACGUCCUGGCUCUCGACCUUGACCGGCUGCAGUCGGUGCGCGACGUGGCCAACGACAUCAAGAUGCGUGUGGCCACUGGCAAACUGCCUCCCAUCCGCGCGCUGAUCUGGAACGCGGGCUUCCAGGAGCAGUCCACCCAGACGUUCACAGAGGACGGCUAUGACACUACGUUCCAAGCCAACUAUCUGUCACACUGGCUGUUGACCGUGCUGCUUCUCGGCAGUAUGGACAAGGAGAACGGCCGCGUCGUCGUCGUGGGCAGCUGGUCUCACGAGUAUGACGUACUCUACGCCUGUACUGCCGACAAAAACAAUGAGUUCGGCGGCCAGACCUUCUAUUCCGACGAAAAGUGGAAGACAUUGUUCACGGACACAAAGUCGCUUGCGUAUGGCACUUUCAGUCCGCCCGACGGCGACCCAACUGGCGAUGCUGGUGUACGGCGCUACGGUGCCGCCAAAUUGUGCGAGGUGAUGAUGAUUCGUGAAAUGCAGGAACGAUUCGACAAGGACCCGGCCCUGUCCAACCUGUCCAUACUUGGUGUCGACCCAGGUGCGAUACCCACGAAUCUCCUCCGUCGUAGCAACUUUUGGUUCGCCAAGCCGCUCGCUGCCAAAUUUAUCACGAUCCCAUUGGGUUACGCCUGGUCCAUGGUAGAGUCGAACUCGGUGAUGCGCCCUGUAUCCAAGUCUGCGCGGGAUGUCUUGCGGGCUGCCCUUGAGUCGUCCCCGCCUCCGAUGAGCGAACACCCCAAGGGCCUGUACUUCAACGGCAAUGCACCGAUUCUGCAGGGCGCCGAGGCCCGUGAUCCGGCCAAAACGGGCGCCCUGUGGCGGGACAGUGUCAAAUUUACUGGCAUUGACGAGCACGACACGGUUCUCAAGGCAUGGAACUAA
Molecule: messenger RNA, 1080 nt
Organism: Sporothrix schenckii 1099-18
Lineage: Eukaryota; Fungi; Ascomycota; Sordariomycetes; Ophiostomatales; Ophiostomataceae
Exons: 3
Coding region: 1-1080 (359 amino acids)
Source: RefSeq, a predicted model, not a curated record